Messenger RNA from Saccoglossus kowalevskii, 1251 nucleotides. Its product is annotated as 5-hydroxytryptamine receptor 1A-alpha-like. Gene Ontology annotation, cellular component: plasma membrane. The record is from RefSeq and is a predicted model, not a curated record. Gene Ontology annotation, biological process: positive regulation of MAPK cascade; adenylate cyclase-activating adrenergic receptor signaling pathway. Lineage: Eukaryota; Metazoa; Hemichordata; Enteropneusta; Harrimaniidae. Gene Ontology annotation, molecular function: G protein-coupled receptor activity.
AUGGAAGCCAAUCUCAAUCUUACUAUAGACGUCAGUUUAGCAGACAAUUUGGAUACGACUGUGCCUGUCGUUUAUACCACCGGUAUUGUUGUUGCUCUAAUACUGUCAUUUUUCAUCGUAAUCACCGUCUGUGGGCAACUGCUUGUUAUUCUAGCAAUUAUUACCGAGAAAGCUCUGCGUACACCCAGUAACUACUGCAUUAUUAGCCUUGCCCUUACCGACCUAAUAUUGGCGGUCAUCGUUAUGCCAAUUGCUAUGCUUAUGGAGAUAUGGGGAGGCGUGUGGUUCUUCGGGAAGCAUUUCUGUGAUGUUUUUAUUUUCUUCGAUGUUCUGUGUUGCACGGCUUCCAUAUAUAAUCUCUGUUUAAUCAGCCUCGAUCGUUAUCUCAGUAUCAUUUCGCCCAUUCGAUACUCAGUGCGUCGUACACCCACGAGGGCGCUUGUCGGGAUAAUCAUCUGUUGGAGUAUUUGCAUCUUGAUUAGUGUGAUCCGACCAAUAGGAUGGAAGACAGUUUCUGGGGAUGCACAUUUCUGCGGACUUGUCAAUGGUGGAUUCCGGAUUUUCUCCUCGCUGCUCUCAUUCUACGUACCGCUUGUUGUAAUGUUAUUUGUGUACUACAAAAUGUUUCAAGCUGCGAGGAGCAGGCUAAAGAAAAUCCGAGAUGUGGGCGGCGGGACCGUGCACGUGUUAGCCAUUAGUGAGUGCGAGAUCAGGCAGAACUCAUCAUCUGUUUCUAACCCAACAGACUCAUCGCGUGGGAGACGCGCGAUGCCUAGUAACUCACACGCAAAUGGGAGACAGUAUGCCUGGCCCGAGACAACUGAUACGAAUCCUGACCAUACUGUAGAACUUGCAAGCGAAUCGGGAAACGUGAACACGCAGUCUCAGAACGUGUCGUCAUAUCAACCCGGAACGCAAAGAAAUAUACCGGAAAGAAUAUCAGGACAGUCGAAUAGUUUAGGCAAAAAUGUAGGCAAAAAGGGGGAUAGGUUCUCUCUCGCUAAAGAACGGAAGGCCGCGAGAACUUUAGGUGUGGUGAUGGGAGCGUUCAUCGCUUGCUGGGCUCCAUUCUUUCUCUUCAACGUCAUAGUGCCAUACUGUCACACUUGUAAAGUAACUCCCGCGUUAUUCAGCGUUCUCACGUGGCUUGGUUAUGCUAACUCCAUGCUCAAUCCUUUUAUUUACACUUACUUCAAUAAAGACUUCAGAAAAGCUUUCAAACGUUUAGUAUCAUGCGGACAUUGGCAGUAG